Messenger RNA from Fonsecaea multimorphosa CBS 102226, 1596 nucleotides. RefSeq lists its product as uncharacterized. Gene Ontology annotation, molecular function: transcription coregulator activity; RNA polymerase binding. The coding region runs from base 1 to 1596 and encodes 531 amino acids. Lineage: Eukaryota; Fungi; Ascomycota; Eurotiomycetes; Chaetothyriales; Herpotrichiellaceae. The transcript has a single exon. Gene Ontology annotation, cellular component: nucleus. The record is from RefSeq and is a predicted model, not a curated record.
AUGUCCCAGCAAUUUUUCUCCAAGGCUGGCACCAGACUCACCCCAGGUUUGUAUUUUGUGCCCUCUUCUCUGUACAAUAUACCUGGAGUGAAAAUAUCUGCUGCGGCUUGCGAAAUGAGUAGCAAGUUGAAGUCCACGUACCGUUCGGUCCCUGUAGAGCCUCCCCUACCACCAGGAUGGACGGAGCACAAAGCGCCCACCGGCCACACCUACUACUACAAUGCUGAGACGAAGCAAUCUACCUACACCAGGCCCAGUCUUCCCUCUGAUGAACCACUGCGCAUAGACUAUGGCGCAAGUGAGCCCGACCAUGUUAUGCGCGCCUCAUUGCAGGCCAUGGAAGAGUUCAAUAAAAACAAUGCCAUGGCGCAGGCGGGACAUUUCACGGGGGGAAGAAGCUACCAGGAACACUCUCGUCCGAGACGCAACCACGGAGACCGACCCAAGUCGAAAGCACCUAUACCGAAUUGCGCGCCGUGGGUGCUGGUGAAGACAAAACUAGGCAGGAGGUUUGUCCACAACACAGAGACGAAGCAAAGUUUGUGGAAAUUUCCCCAGGAUGUCAUGAUGGCGGUGAUUGAGAUGGACAGGCUAGAAUGGGAAGCGAAGAAAAAGGCAGGGACUGAGCAGCAAGAGAGCAAUGAGGAUCGUGGGAAAUCACAACCAAGGGUUGAUACACCGAGACCAGACACCCCCACAAGAGACAGAUCUCGAGCCUCUGUCGGGCCUGAAGAGUACGACAGCGACGAGUACGAGGAAGUCGAAGUGACAGAUGAUGAGGCGGAAGCAGAUGAUGAGCCAUCAAAACGGCCUCGUCUCUCCCACGACGCUGAAAGUGAGAACCCACCACCUGCUGGACCGGUAGAAUUCGACGAAGACGAUAUAGCCUGGCAAUUGGCGCAGAUGGAGGGCGAUGACGGGUACGGUGAGGACCGAGACUACACGCGAGGCGAUGGAGAAAGAGAAGAAGAAGACGAAGACGAAGAUGAAGAUGAAGGCCUCCCUCUCACCGCGGAGGACAACAUUGCGCUCUUCCGAUCCCUCCUCGACGACUCGGGCAUAUCACCGUACUCCACCUUUGAAAAACUGAUCGAAGACACAACUCUAAUAGAAGACCCACGCUACGUCGCAUUACCAAACACCUCGUCACGCAAAGAGGCCUUUGUGGCAUGGUCCAAGGACCGCAUCGCAGAACUGCAAGCCCUCAAGGCCUCAGCGGCGGCCGCCAACACACAGAACAAGAAGGACCCCAGGGUGGAAUACCUGCGGUUUCUGCAAAACCACGCCACGCCGAAACUGUACUGGCCGGAAUUUCGGAGAAAAUUCAAAAAAUCCCCGGAGAUGCUGGAGCGGUCCAUGCAGGAUAAAGAGAGGGAGAAGCUCUACCGCGAGCUCGUGGGCAAGUUGAAACUGGGCGACGCCGAGCGGAGGAAGGAAGUUGUGGGUCUGCUCAAGAGCGUCGACAAGACCAAAUUCGACCCGGCUAGCGAUUCUCCGGAUGCCUUGCCGGACGCUAUCCUGAGGGAUGUCAGGUUCUAUAUCCUGGACCCCGCCAGGAGGGAUGAGCUUGUGAGGACAUUCUUGGAGACGCUCUAA